Messenger RNA from Podospora pseudopauciseta, 2289 nucleotides. RefSeq lists its product as uncharacterized. Gene Ontology annotation, biological process: nitrite transport; nitrate transmembrane transport. The record is from RefSeq and is a predicted model, not a curated record. The transcript has 3 exons. Gene Ontology annotation, cellular component: membrane. Bases 670 to 2229 code for a protein of 519 amino acids. Gene Ontology annotation, molecular function: nitrate transmembrane transporter activity; nitrite transmembrane transporter activity. Lineage: Eukaryota; Fungi; Ascomycota; Sordariomycetes; Sordariales; Podosporaceae.
GAGGGCGGAGCAGCUGCCAGUGUCAUUUUCCCUGCCACGCACAGAAACAAACGCCUUCACCAUUUCCCCGGACUGAUCCUCAUGCCUUCCUAGAGCCCCGCGGAGAUGACAUCUGCGCCUCAAGCACCGACAGCUUUCACCAUCAAGCAACGUUCCGGACCCAAACCAGAUGUUUUAUACCAGAUCAACAAACCCCUAGCAUAUCUUUAUCUUUGCCAAGCCCACCUGUCCUCCUCGACCAAUGGCCAUUCUCACCUCAGCCCCUAGCACCGAAACAGAUAAGCUACCCUGGUCUGCGACCGAACUUGGCUGGGCUUGCCCAGGAAAAGAAUAGAUAAGGCUGACCUUGUUCCGCCACGAUCUCGGCGUGGGGUCACGAGCGCACAGCGAAAAAUGGCGGAGAUGUUUCUUUUCUCUCUAUCUGGCGUGGACUUCCCGGAGAUCUUUGAAGCAGGGAGACGUAUCGAAGGCUGCUCGUUCCAAGAAAUAAAUGACUCGAUUCAACCUCUCCAAAGAUACCAUGACUCUUUUGGACAUUCGGGGGCACCUCACACUCAACCUCAGCUCCGUUAGCGAAGCCUUUUCAUCACCUUGAGUACAAACACAGCCGCACUGCAACAACAUAUCAAUCUAAUCAAGGACCACUUCGGUAUAAAAAACACCGCCAUCAUGGGUUUGAAGGCCUCUUCCUUAUGGGAACGGCCAGUGCUUAAUUCGGUCAACAAAAAGGCCCGCAGCGUGCCUAUUUUGAACCCAGUCGACCCGCAUGGCCGUGUAUUUUUCUUUUCGUGGAUGGGUUUCAUGCUUUCAUUCUGGGCGUGGUACACAUUCCCACCUCUUUUAACUGUCACAAUCAGACAAGACCUUAACCUCACCAAGGAACAAGUCGCCAACUCCAACAUUGUUUCUCUUGUCGCCACUCUUGCAGUGCGAUUCAUUGCUGGUCCACUAUGCGACCAGAUUGGCUCCCGGAGGGUGUUUAGCUUGAUUUUGCUAGCAGGAAGUGUGCCGAUUGGCUUGGCACCGUUGAUCAAGGACGCGACUGGUCUUUACAUCAUCCGUUUCUUCAUUGGAAUCCUCGGCGGGUCGUUUGUACCUUGCCAGGUGUGGUGCACGGGAUGGUUUGACAAGAAUGUGGUGGGAACAGCCAAUGCCCUGAGCGGAGGUUGGGGAAAUGCUGGAGGUGGAAUCACAUACUUCAUCAUGCCUGCUGUGUAUGACUCUUUGAAGUACCGAUGGGGGCACAGCUCUGGGCAGGCUUGGAGGAUCACCUUUGUGGUGCCGCUCGUUUGUCUGAUUAUCUGUGGACUGGGGUUGCUAUUUUUGUGCGAUGAUACGCCAAUGGGGAAGUGGGACGAUAGACAUCAGCAUGUUCAGGAGAACCUCAAACAACACGGCGUGCAAGGAGAGAUUGUGGCCGUUCCAGGUACCAUCACUGGCCAGCCCCCAAUUCUCUCAGCUACCCCAUCAACCGACGAGGAAAAAGGUGAGAAGCUGUCUUCUUCUGAGAAGAACAGCAUUUCAGCCUUUGACCACGAAGCCUCACUGUCAAAAGCCGAAGCCAUCGAAACUGCGCAAGGUGAAACCAUCGCCAAGCCCACUGUCAAGGAAGCAGUCUCUGUGUGUUUUAGUCUCCACGGCCUCUUCCACGUCGCGACGUACGCAUGCAGCUUCGGUGGAGAGCUUGCCAUCAACUCAAUUCUUGCAUCAUACUACCUGAAGAACUUUCCCUCGCUAGGUCAAACCAAUGCGUCAAACCUCGCGGCAAUCUUUGGCUUUCUCAACUUUGUAACUCGACCGCUCGGUGGAGUUGUCGGAGAUCUGCUUUACAACUACUGUGGAAGAAGCCUUUGGUUAAAGAAGAUCUGGAUCCACGUUUGCGGGUUGAUGACGGGGGCGUUGCUCAUCGUCAUUGGCAUAUUGGAUCCCCACCAUUUGCCUACCAUGGUUGGGCUCAUAAUCGUCAUGGCUGUCUUCCAUGAGGCCGGCAAUGGUGCCAACUUUGCACUUGUCCCGCAUGUUUACCCCUAUGCGAACGGCAUUCUAUCCGGGCUCACCGGAGCUGGUGGAAAUCUGGGCGGCGUGGUCUUCGCAAUCAUCUUCCGCUUCAUGGAUGGCGGCAGUAACUACGCAAAGGCAUUCUGGAUCAUUGGGGUGUGUCACAUCGUCUUGAACCUAGCUGUUUGUUGGAUCCCACCAAUUCCGAAAGGUCAGGUUGGCGGCCGUUAGGGUCUACCGCCUUGGAGGGUAUAGAGUAUCGCAGCUAGCCCAAAUACUGUUCAUGCUUCG